UCUCUUCCGCCUCCGUGAUGCGUUCAGGUGUAAGCGGAAUGAAAUGAUUCAUGUUGCAGAACUCCACUUCCUCAAACUGUAGUUAGUUUGUUUGGGUUCGUCGGAUCUGAGACGGGGCAGCUCUCGGGUCCCUGUACGGCUGGGUGGAGGAACCAUGGUGUUCGAGAACAUCCAGUACGACGACAUCCUGGUUGAAGCGGCUGUCGGCAGAGGAACCUUUGGGGUGGUCUUCAAAGCGGUGUGGAGAGGAAAAAAUGUGGCGAUUAAAACCAUCGAGAGCGACGCUGAGAGGAACGCCUUCCUGGUGGAGCUCCGCCAGCUGUCCCGGGUCAGUCAUCCCAACAUAGUGAAGCUGUAUGGCUCCUGUGAGGACCCCGUAUGUCUGGUGAUGGAGUACGCAGAAUGUGGCUCUUUAUACAACCUCCUGCACAGCGCCGACCCGCUGCCCCACUACACAGCCGCCCACGCCAUGAGCUGGUGUCUGCAGUGCGCCCACGGCGUUGCCUACCUGCACGCCAUGAAACCCAAAGCUCUGAUUCACAGAGACCUAAAACCUCCAAAUUUGUUGCUUGUAGCUCGAGGAACAGUGCUGAAGAUCUGUGACUUUGGAACAGCUUGUGACAUUCAGACCUACAUGACCAACAACAAAGGCAGUGCAGCCUGGAUGGCUCCUGAGGUGUUUGAAGGGAGCAACUAUAGUGAGAAGUGUGACGUGUUCAGCUGGAGCAUCAUCCUGUGGGAGGUAAUAACUCGCAGGAAGCCCUUCGAGGAGAUCGGCGGCUCUGCAUUCUGCAUCAUGUGGGCCGUGCACAGAGGUACUCGUCCCCCUCUGAUCAAAGACCUCCCUGAACCCAUUGAGACUCUAAUGACCCGCUGCUGGGACAAAGAGCCCAGCCAGAGACCGUCUAUGAGCGAGGUCUGCGACACCAUGAGCAGCUUGAUGAAGUAUUUCCCAGGCUCUGAUGAACCCCUUGAUCUUCCUCACCAGUCUUCACCCUACAAAAGUGGCUCCUCAUCUGCAGCAAGCACAGGCUCAUGGGCCGAUGGAACCAUUAACAGCAAUCGAAGCGACGAAACCAGACACAGAUCGUCAACUGGUGGUGAGGAGCAGAAUUCUGAGACCAGAACCCCUCUGCAGGUCUGGACCCCAAAGACUCCCUCAUGGUUGUCCACUGUGUCCAGGACCUCCAGCUCAGAGAAUCAGAGCCCCCUCAACACUUUUAACCAAUCAGAGCUGAGAAUGACGUUUUCUCCUGCAGGUACUGAAGGAUCAGAGAGUCCAGUACAUCCAAUGUAUCAGAAGCUGGAUCACCAGUUACAGCCUCUGGCUCCUUGUCCAAACUCCCGGGAGUCCAUGGCGGUUUUUGAGCAGCACAUCCGAAUGGCCCAAGAGUUCCUGAGAGUCCAGUCUGAGAUCGCUCACCAACUGAACAGAAAAGAGGAGCUCAUGGCAGAGCUUGAGCAGGAGCAGAAGGAGCAGCAGACCUCUUCUCGCCUCAUGCAGGAAUACAGCAAGCUGCUGGAGGAAAACAGCAGCCUGUCGACUGUCUGCCAGGACCUGAGGAGUAAGCUGAGCCUGAUCCAGAGUCAGAACCAGACCUACAGCUGAAACUGAGCCCUGCUGCGUCUUCCUGUUCCUGAUUCUGGUCCAUGGACCUCUGCCCGAUGAAAUGUAUUAGGUCAACAUCUGCAUCAUGCUGGACCCAUUCCUUUAGCCCACUGCUUCCUGUACCUAAGCAGUCUGUUAUGGAGCCGGGUCCAGAGUGGGAGUGAUCCUGAGGAAAACAGCUGAAGUUCACAGUGAAGCUUAAGGGACUUCUUACUGUUCUUCCUCCUCACUGUUAAAAAACUUCAGAUCAGCUGAUGAACCGCUGAGGCAAAAACUGAAGAAACGUGAGCACUGAUUUUACCCAAGCUCCCCCAUUGAACUUCUUGAAUUUUGUACUUUUCCUUUUCUAUUUUUAUACUCUGAACUUUCUACUCCAAUAAAAAUGAUUUUGUUCAACCAAUAAAGGACAAACAAAACGUUUUUACAAAAUAAAAUGUACCUUCAAACUUUGU
Messenger RNA from Cyprinodon tularosa, 2061 nucleotides. Its product is annotated as mitogen-activated protein kinase kinase kinase 7-like. NCBI's taxonomy places the organism in Eukaryota, Metazoa, Chordata, Actinopteri, Cyprinodontiformes, Cyprinodontidae. The record is from RefSeq and is a predicted model, not a curated record. Gene Ontology annotation, biological process: protein phosphorylation; JNK cascade; positive regulation of canonical NF-kappaB signal transduction. The coding region runs from base 155 to 1609 and encodes 484 amino acids. Gene Ontology annotation, molecular function: MAP kinase kinase kinase activity; magnesium ion binding; ATP binding. The transcript has 14 exons.